UAAAGAUGAGCGGUGCGGUGAAAAUGUCGAAGGACCAAGCGCAGAUCGACGUGGAUCACCAUGCGCUGCUGGUGGCCAAAAUAGUCGCCAUGGUGGUGCUCGUGGUGAUCACCGUGCUCUGCGGCAGUCUGCCCUACAUCCUGGACAGAUGCUUCGGUUGGACCAAGCAGAGUCCCGAGGAGACCCGCUCGUCGGCGGUGGUGCGUUGCCUGCUCUUCUUUGGCGGCGGUGUGCUCAUCUGCACCACCUUCCUGCACAUGCUGCCCGAGGUGAUCGAGGUGGUGGAAGCUCUCCAGCAGUGCGGUUUCCUGGCCCCCACGCCCUUUGCCCUGCCGGAAAUGCUCCUCUGCACGGGCUUCUUCCUGAUGUACGCCCUGGACGAGCUGAUGACCAAUGUGGUGCGUCGCCACCAGCGGAAGCUCAGUCGCAAGGAGUCGGUGGCCAGUCUGGCCUUCGAAAGGGGACGCAGCAUCCGGCACAGUGUUCUGUUCAAGCCUCAACCGAAAGAGGUAUCGGAACCGGAACCGGAAGUGAAGGAGUUGGAGCACGAACCCGAGGCGCCGAGGGAUCACCACGGCCACUCGCACAUGCCCGUGCCCUCCGGCGAAGGAUCCUCGGCCCGUGGUCUGGGAAUUAUCCUGGCCCUCUCCCUCCACGAACUAUUCGAGGGCAUGGCCAUUGGACUGGAGGGCACUGUGAGCACCGUGUGGUUCAUGUUCGGAGCUGUGGCCGCCCACAAACUGGUGCUGGCCUUCUGCGUCGGCAUGGAGCUGCUGGUGGCUCGAACCCGCAGCUCGCUGGCUAUUUUGUACCUGGUGACCUUCUCCAUUGUCACGCCCAUCGGCAUCGGCGUGGGUCUGGGCAUCAGCCAGCAGGUGGCCGCGGGUCAGCCCAGCCUGCCCUCCGGAGUGCUCCAGGGCAUCGCCUGCGGAACGCUGCUCUAUGUGGUCUUCUUCGAGAUCCUCACUGAGAGCCACGCCGGCUGGAGAGCCCUUGUGGCCGCCGUGGCAGGAUUCGCUCUGAUGUUUGGCCUGCAAAUACUUUCUGACGAAGCUGAGGGCGAUGACAGCCUCACUUGUUCCUAG
Messenger RNA from Drosophila takahashii, 1085 nucleotides. It is a transcript of the gene Zip42C.1, whose product is annotated as Zinc/iron regulated transporter-related protein 42C.1. The record is from RefSeq and is a predicted model, not a curated record. Gene Ontology annotation, cellular component: plasma membrane. Gene Ontology annotation, biological process: zinc ion transmembrane transport. Gene Ontology annotation, molecular function: zinc ion transmembrane transporter activity. NCBI's taxonomy places the organism in Eukaryota, Metazoa, Arthropoda, Insecta, Diptera, Drosophilidae.